AUGGCUGAGACAGACCCAGCCAAGCGUGGGCUGUGGAAUGGGACUGCUCCCCAGGAUGCCUCGGUCCUCCAGGACAGCUUGUUCUCCUCGGAGAGUGACAACAGCCUGUACUUUACCUACAGUGGCCAGUCCAACACCCUGGAGGUUCAAGAUCUCAGCUACCAGGUGAACAUGGCCUCCCAAGUGCCUUGGUUUGAGCAACUGGCUCAGUUAAAGAUGCCCUGGAUGUCGUCCAGCAGGCAAGACACUUGUGAGCUGAGCAUCCAGAACCUGAGCUUCAAAGUGAGAAGUGGGCAGAUGCUGGCCAUCAUAGGGAGCUCAGGCUAUGGGAGGGCCUCCUUGCUGGACGUGAUCACUGGCCGAGGCCAUGGUGGUAAGAUCAAGUCUGGUCGGAUCUACAUCAACGGGCAGCCUAGCACGCCGCAACUGGUGAGGAAGUGUGUGGCCCAUGUGCGCCAGCAUGACCAACUGCUGCCCAACCUGACUGUCCGGGAGACCCUGGCCUUCGUCGCCCAGCUGCGCCUGCCCAGAACCUUCUCUCAGGCCCAGCGGGACAAAAGGGUGGAUGAAGUGGUUGCGGAGCUGCGGCUGAGGCAGUGUGCCAACACACGAGUGGGCAACGAGUACGUGAGGGGAGUAUCUGGGGGAGAGCGAAGGAGAGUCAGCAUUGGGGUACAGCUCCUGUGGAACCCAGGCAUUCUUAUUCUGGAUGAGCCCACCUCGGGGCUUGACAGCUUCACUGCCCACAACCUGGUGAAGACUUUGUCCAGGCUGGCCAAAGGCAACAGGCUAGUACUCAUCUCCCUCCACCAGCCCCGCUCAGACAUCUUCCGGCUGUUUGACCUGGUCCUCCUGAUGACAUCUGGCACCACCAUCUACUUGGGGGCUGCCCAGCACAUGGUCCAAUAUUUCACGGAGAUCGGCUACCCCUGCCCUCGAUACAGCAAUCCUGCUGACUUCUACGUGGACCUGACCAGCAUCGACAGGCGCAGCAGAGAGCAGGAGGUGGCCACCAGGGAGAAGGCUCAGUCACUGGCAGCCUUGUUUCUAGAGAAAGUGCGUGACUUUGAUGAUUUUCUGUGGAGAGCAGGUCAGCGGGAGAUCAGCGUGGGCCCCAGUGCAGAGAGCCCCAGCUGCCUGACAGACUCCCACUACCUCCAGAUGCCCACGGACCCCCAGCUGCCAGGGGUGGUGCAGCAGUUUACCAUGCUGAUCCGUCGUCAGAUUUCUAAUGACUUCCGAGACCUGCCCACCCUUCUCAUCCAUGGGGCGGAGGCCUGUCUGAUGUCCCUGAUCAUAGGAUUCCUCUACUAUGGCCAUGGGGACAUCAAGCUCUCUUUCAUGGACAUGGCUGCCCUCUUGUUCAUGACCGGUGCUCUCAUCCCUUUCAAUGUGAUCCUGGAUGUCAUCGCCAAAUGUCACUCGGAGAGGGCCAUGCUUUACUAUGAGCUUGAGGACGGGCUGUACUCGGCAGGCCCUUACUUCUUUGCGAAGAUCCUGGGGGAGCUCCCGGAGCACUGCGCCUACAUCAUUAUCUACGGGAUGCCCACCUACUGGCUGGCCAACCUCCGGCCGGGUCCUGAGCCCUUCCUGCUGCACUUCCUGCUUUUGUGGCUGGUGGUCUUCUGCUGCAGGGUCAUGGCCCUGUGUACCGCCGCCCUGCUGCCCACCUUCCACGUGUCCUCCUUCUUUGGCAACGCUCUCUACAACUCCUGCUACCUCACUGGGGGCUUCAUGAUAAGCUUGGACAACAUGUGGACAGUGCCUGCGUGGAUCUCCAAAGUGUCUUUCCUCCGGUGGUGUUUUGAAGGGUUGAUGCAGAUUCACUUUAAAGGACGCACUUAUUACCUGGAGAUGGGUAACCUUACCAUCCCCAUCUCAGGAGAUACAAUUGUAAGUGCCAUGAAGCUGAACUCAUACCCGCUCUAUGCCGUCUACCUCAUCCUCAUCAGCAUCAGUGGCGGCUUCAUCAUCCUGUACUACUUGUCCUUAAAGUUCAUCAAACAGAAGUCGAGACAAGAUUGGUGA
Molecule: messenger RNA, 2028 nt
Organism: Chrysochloris asiatica (Cape golden mole)
Lineage: Eukaryota; Metazoa; Chordata; Mammalia; Afrosoricida; Chrysochloridae
Gene: ABCG8
Product: ATP-binding cassette, sub-family G (WHITE), member 8
Exons: 13
Coding region: 1-2028 (675 amino acids)
Biological process (GO): cholesterol homeostasis
Cellular component (GO): plasma membrane
Molecular function (GO): ABC-type transporter activity; ATP binding; ATP hydrolysis activity
Source: RefSeq, a predicted model, not a curated record